GACGUGAGGAAGGUGGGUUAUUUGCGCAAGCCCAAGAGCAUGCACAAGCGCUUCUUCGUGCUGCGGGCGGCCAGCGAGUCGGGGCCUGCCCGGCUGGAGUACUACGAGAACGAGAAGAAGUGGAGGCACAAGUCGGGGGCUCCCAAGCGCUCCAUCCCGCUGGAGAGCUGCUUCAACAUCAACAAGCGGGCUGACUCCAAGAACAAACACCUGGUGGCCCUCUACACCAAGGACGAGCACUUUGCCAUCGCCGCCGACAGCGAGCCAGAGCAGGAGAGCUGGUACCAAGCCCUGCUGCAGCUUCACAACCGGGCCAAGGGCCACCACCACCACCACCACCACAGUGAUGUUGCCUUCGGGGGCACUGGGGUGGGGCUGGGGGAGGCGGGGGAAGACAGUUACGGCGAGGCGGUCCCCGGCCCGGCUUUCAAGGAGGUGUGGCAAGUGAUCCUGAAACCCAAGGGCCUGGGCCAAACCAAGAACCUGAUUGGCAUCUACCGCCUGUGCCUCACCAACAAGACCAUCAGCUUUGUGAAGCUGAACUCGGACGCGGCUGCCGUGGUGCUGCAGCUGCUCAACAUCCGCCGCUGCGGCCACUCGGAGAAUUUCUUUUUCAUCGAGGUGGGGCGCUCGGCAGUGACGGGGCCUGGUGAGUUUUGGAUGCAGGUGGAUGACUCGGUGGUGGCACAGAACAUGCACGAAACCAUCCUGGAGGCGAUGCGAGCCAUGAGCGAGGAAUUCCGGCCUCGCAGCAAGAGCCAGUCGUCCUCCAACUGCUCCAACCCCAUCUCUGUGCCCCUCCGCAGCAGACACCAUGUCAAUAACCCCCCGCCCAGCCAGGUGGGGCUCAGCCGCAGGUCCAGGACUGAGAGUGUCACUGCUACCUCUCCUGCUGGUGGCGGAGGGGCAGGUGGCAAGCCCAGCUCUUUCCGAGUCCGAGCAUCUAGUGAUGGGGAAGGCACGAUGUCCAGGCCUGCCUCUGUGGAUGGCAGCCCGGUUAGUCCCAGCACCAACCGGACCCAUUCUCACAGGCACCGCGGCAGUUCUAGACUUCAUCCUCCGCUAAACCACAGCCGCUCCAUCCCGAUGCCUUCUUCACGCUGCUCCCCUUCAGCCACCAGCCCAGUCAGCCUGUCAUCCAGCAGCACCAGCGGCCAUGGCUCCACCUCUGACUGCCUCUUUCCACGCCGGUCCAGUGCUUCGGUCUCUGGUUCGCCCAGUGAUGGCGGAUUCAUUUCUUCUGAUGAGUAUGGCUCCAGUCCAUGCGACUUUCGAAGCUCCUUUCGCAGUGUGACCCCAGACUCUCUGGGCCACACCCCUCCAGCCCGAGGGGAUGAGGAACUCAAUAACUACAUCUGCAUGGGGGGGAAAUCUGCCUCCUCUUGCUGCAGCCUGGCAGCUCCCAAUGGUCACUUUGUGCCUCGCCCCUGUCAUCCGCAGCAGCAGCAGUCUCGCUACCCUGGCACCCCAUGCUGCUCCCGGGCUGGUGGUGAGGAGGGAGCGGAUCUAGAGAAAGGCUUCAGGAAGCGGACUCACUCUGCGGGCACUUCACCCACCAUCUCCCACCAGAAAACACCCUCGCAGUCUUCAGCGGCAUCCAUUGAGGAGUACACAGAAAUGUUGCCUUCCUACCCCUGUGGUGGCAGCCGCUUGCCAUCCUACCGGCACUCAGCUUUUGUGCCCACUCAUUCAUAUCCUGAGGAGUGUCUGGAGAUGCACCACCUGGACAGCAGCCAUCAUCGGACUAACUCCGCCCCUCACACCGAUGAUGGCUACAUGCCAAUGUCGCCUGGAGUGGCCCCUGUGCCCAGUGUUGGUGGCAAUCCCAAAGGUGGAGAUUACAUGCCCAUGAGCCCCAAGAGUGUGUCAGCACCACAGCAGAUCAUCAACCCAGGCCGGGGAGGUCGCCAUCCCCAGGCCAUGGUGGACUCCAAUGGCUACAUGAUGAUGUCCCCCAGUGGAAGCUACUCACCUGAUGGUGGCCCUGCUGGCUAUGGCAAAAUAUGGACUAAUGGGGCAAGCCAUCACCCAAAGCUCUCGGUAGAGAGUAACGAAGGGAAGUUGCCCUGUGGUGGCAGUGAUUACAUCAACAUGUCUCCAGCCAGUGGCUCCACCACCAGCACCCCACCUGACUGCUACUUUGCCAGCUCAGGGCCACCAGGUACAGAGGAGGCCCCUGCACAGGGCCCAGCCCAAGCUCACCACAAGCCCAUCUAUUCCUACUUUUCCCUGCCGCGCUCUUUCAAACAUGUGCAACGCAGGACUGCAGCAGUGGCUGAGGACAGUGGCCUCCAGCUGCGCAUAUCCCUCAGCUCUGGCCGCUUGCUCUAUGCUGCUGAGGACUCAUCCUCCUCCACGAGUAGUGACAGCCUUGGUGGUGGCAGUGGCCAGGACAACAGUCAUCAUCACGCACAUCCCUUGCAGCAACAGCAGCCGCAACUGCAGCCGCAGCCUCCACACAAGGUCGACACAGCUGUUCAGACCAAGAGCCGCCUGGCCAGACCUACACGCUUGUCUCUGGGUGGCCCCAAGGCUAGCACCCUGCCCCGGGCUCGGGAGCAACCACCACUGUUACUGCCCCCAGAGCCCAAGAGCCCCGGGGAAUAUGUGAACAUUGAGUUUAUCUCAAGUGAGAAGCCAGUCUUUCCAUUGCCUGGCUCGGCCACCCUAUCUCUUGGCUUACCCCCAGCAGGGGAUGAGGGUUCUGAGGAGUACAUGAAUAUGGACUUGGGGACGCCACGGGCUGCCUGCCAAGCUGGAUACUCAGCUGCACGGACAGGAACUGUGGCUCGGCCUGGCCGAAGGGCAGCUAUGAGCAGCCGGGAUUACGUGGCUAUGCAGUUGGGGGGGGGUGUUGGGGGACCCUGCCUGGACUGCGUUGAUAGCCCUUCCCCAUCAUCCUCAGACCUCCUGCUCAGUUAUGCUGAUAUGCGGACAGGUCGUGCUGGCCCAGAGAAAACGCCUUCUGCAGCCCUGGCGUCCCCUGAGCCACGACCACCAGCUGAGUUGGCAGCAGCCCCACCACGCUCCUCCUCCCUGAUGGGAGGUCCAGGGGUGAACAGUGCUUUCACCCGGGUCAGCCUCAGUCCCAAUCGCAACCAGAGUGCCAAAGUGAUCCGGGCUGACCCACAGGGAGGCCGGAGGCGGCACAGCUCGGAGACUUUCUCCUCCACUCCCAGCUCUGCCCGUGGAGUAGCAGGCAGUACUGGUUUGAAUGCACCUUUACCUUAUGGGGCUGGAGGUGUAGGGAGUGCCGAGGAGGUCAAGCGCCACAGCUCGGCCUCCUUUGAGAAUGUUUGGCUCCGGCCUGCAGGAGGGGACCUGGGCGGGCCUCUGGGUACUACCAGGAAAGAACAGCAAGUUGGAGCUGGGAGUGGUUUUGCGAAUGGACUCAAUUACAUUGACCUGGACUUAGUGAAGGAUUUUAAUCACCGCCGCCACCUCCACCAACCCCAAGAGGGUACCUCUAUGCUGGGGGGGAAGCAGCCACCACCACAGCAGCAGACUAAGUCCCCUAAUCAGCCUCGUGGGAGUAACCACUCCAGCGAUGAUUCAAAUGCAUAUGCCAGCAUCAGCUUCCAGAAGCGGGAGGAUAUCUAGUAGCUGGGCAAGAGCCAGAAAGAAGAAUGAUGACCUAUACAACCUCAGCAUAUCCUUCUUGUAACUCAUGGGUAUCAAGACUAUAAAUGUUUCAUGUAUCACAACUAGGACCUCACAUCCUCUUCCUCCUCCUCCUCUGUAGAUGGGUACGAUGCAUCCAGUUCAGUUUGUUUACUUUACACAAACCUCAGGAGUUCGUUGACUGAACUGCACAUUCUUUGUUGUGCCAAGCAAAAGCACUGUGACACCUGGACAAUGAGUCUUUUACUUCAUCCUCUGCUAUACAGACUUAGCUGGCCACAAUGAACUGAUGUGCCCACCACUGUGUCAUGGUGAGAAUGAGUAUUUUACUAGCACAUUUACACAAUACGUUAAACUUCAUUUGCUGCUGAAAAUCUAUAUGACAAAUCAUCAUUGUAAAUUAUUACAUACAAACUGUUAAUGUUGGUUGAAGAGUAUUAAAUAUUUAACAUAGGUUUUGAUUUAUACAUGUACUUUUUUUAAUUAAAACGUAACUUUUCUUACAGCACAUCUUUUUUUGAUGUGGAACUGAGGUAUACUAUAUUCUGUUGUAAACAGAGUGGGGAACCUGCUUAAAACAAGACUUCUAAGAAUAGAGUAGGGUACUAUUCUUGUUUUAAGAUUGUAUUUCAGAAAAUAAUAUAAUAUGAAUCAUUGGCCCUUGGGCCUUGAUUGUACAGUCAUAUUUACUGAUACUGUCAGUUGUAAAAUAACCCUGAUGUUGAGCUGAGUUCUUUCCAAAAGAAACAUAAUUUUGUACGCCUGUAAAAUAAUAGUCUGUAAUAACAAAAAUGAAGACAAAUGUACUGUACAUGGUAUUUACAAGUGUCAACUUGAAUUCAUCAGUUGCACAGGAUCAUAAGAAAAUCAGAAAAAAGAAAUCAGAGUCUUCCAUUGUAUAUAUUGUAAAAAAAACCAAAACAAAAAAACCAAAACAAAAAAUGAAUGAAUUCUUCAAAACUUUCCCUGGAAUGAAAAAUGUGGGUGUUUGUAAAUUCUGGAAAUUUCUUUCUAUGUGUAAUAAACUAGAUACUGUUUUAUCUGC
This is a messenger RNA of Alligator sinensis (Chinese alligator), 4666 nucleotides long. RefSeq names its product insulin receptor substrate 1 (gene IRS1). Gene Ontology annotation, cellular component: plasma membrane; cytosol. Gene Ontology annotation, biological process: insulin receptor signaling pathway. The transcript has 2 exons. The record is from RefSeq and is a predicted model, not a curated record. Lineage: Eukaryota; Metazoa; Chordata; Crocodylia; Alligatoridae. Gene Ontology annotation, molecular function: insulin receptor binding; phosphatidylinositol 3-kinase binding. The annotation marks the transcript as partial.